Phytophthora nicotianae INRA-310 is the source of this 1250-nucleotide messenger RNA. RefSeq lists its product as hypothetical. Bases 46 to 1143 code for a protein of 365 amino acids. The record is from RefSeq and is a predicted model, not a curated record. NCBI's taxonomy places the organism in Eukaryota, Oomycota, Peronosporomycetes, Peronosporales, Peronosporaceae. The transcript has a single exon.
CGGGACCAAAACUAUUCUUAGAGUAAUAUGUAGGAAACUUUGCCAAUGAGCACUCGAUCGACGAACGUUCGCAAGCAGCGUACAAGCAGAAGCCUAUAUGGUGGCGGUUCUGAGAUCUCUAACCACAUCAGCAGCAACCCAUUCGAUUCGCCGACGAGUGACAGAGACCCUUUCCCUUCGUUCAUGGCAGCGCUGGCCGAUGAGCAGUCGGUAGAGGAGACUGAAGAAGGCUCAGCGCUGAACUGGAGCAUUGACACGCUCGCGGAGCUCAAGCCCGUCACUUUCUCGCCGCUACCACAGCAGAAAGAUGCCGUCAACACGUCUGGAACACCGCACAGAACCAGCGGAUUCUUCGAGGACGAGAAGCAGUACGAGGUGCUGCGGACACCGCUGCCAGCAGGUCGACCGUCGAACAUGACGACGAUCAUGCUGACGCCGUCUCCAGCACCACCAAUCGAACGGCAUCGAAGCCGCAAAAAGACACUUACACAGUGUGAAUCUGCGCUGCGGGAGCGCCAGUACAAUACGAAUAGAAUGCAGGUCGCGUUGCCUCCUCCGACGCCGAAGCGGUCGGCACACCAGCGUGCAACGCCGCCAUCUCGAUCUACUCCGCUGCAACCAGCUAAAAGAAUUCGAUUCAGCACCGCAGUGACUCCGAUGAACGAGUGGAAGUCUCCAGCCAUGAGACCACCCAAGUGGUCGGCCUCGCCCACCGGCAUGGUGGUCAACAGGCAACCACUCUGUGCAACGCCAGCCACGCUGCAUUUCGAUACAAUGACGUCGUCGCCCCUUGUAAACUCGCCAAGGAACGUGACACCCAAGCAGAGCUCGAAACUGCGACUGUCCUUCGGCCUCUCGCCCAUCACGUUCCCAUCUCCACAAGUGGAGGAGAAGAUCGAGGAAGAGAAGAGCAAAGAGGACAAGCCAAGUAACGAAGAUACUAUAACGGCCGUGGGUGAAUCCGACAAGGAAAACAGCGAUCGGCAGACUAAAGAGAGAUCGUCAUCAUCCCACAGCACCUCGAGGAUGCGCCCGCCCGCUUCGAUGGAGCCAGCACGGUCUUCAAUCCCGCGGCGACGGCAGCAAGCGUUCAUCGAGGCGAUGGAAGCAGAGGCGCAGCAGCAGCGAAAAGCACAAGCUUAGGGAUUGACGUUGAUAGGGUGUUUAUUACUAAGUUUAGUAGUAGAAUAGCAAGACAAUCCUGUAGAUUAAAAUGCACAAAUAACUUAACGUCCUCUUCAUCAACCUCA